CAGCCUAAUCCACCUCACAGUGUUGUUGUCAGGAUGAAAUUGGGAAGGAGAGAACCAUGUUUGUAUGCUACCUUGAACUCCUUGGAGAAAAGGUGGGAUAUAAAUAUAAUACAGUAAUUAAAAACCCCCAGUAAGAUCUAAAAUGAAGGUUGAGAGGAUGUCAGAAUAGCCAUUUGGAGAUGCAGAGGGGAGCAGAGUCUACUCUAGCAAAAUGAAGUUCAAAAGGGAGAGGGCUACGGCUAGAACAGGGUUAUCCUCAAGUAAACUGAUUAAAAAGUAAAGGUUCCCCAUAGCUUAACAAAUACCUGUGCACAUGCCCACAAGAGACCUCAGGUUUCUGGAACUCAGGGUGGGUGAGAAAGUACUAAUUGAGGGGAGGGAACGGUAACAAACAGGGCAAAUAAUUGAAAAUGCUGUUCUGGAUGAAGAUGCACAAAUACACAUUCAGAAAUAACAGUCUGCGUAUGCAUGAGUGCAUAGUGUGGAGACAAAUUCUUAAGCUUUGUUUCAAGAUCCAUACUGCAAUCCUAUAUACACUUACUUGGGAGUGAUUCCAUUGCAUUCAUUUGAAUUUAUCUCAAAUAGAAUGUACAGUUUCAUUAGGUUUAGGAACAGGCUUAAGAGGAAAGAUAGGUCAUGAGGAGGGAUUCGAGGUAAGAGAGAAAGGUAGGGUUGCCAUAUUGCCCGGUUAUCCGGGUUUUACCCGGAUUCUUUGCAUGCCACCCAGCGCCUGGCUAGCUCCUUAGGUGGCCUGGAUUCUCAGCUUUAAUUUAAAAAAACAAUUAAGUUUCUAGGUGGUCCGGUUCUCAAGAUAUACAUAAAAACGUCAGCCACUCCCCCGACUGUUAAAUCUUUCUUUAAACAGUACAGUACUAUAGCACUUCGUAGCUUUAACCCCGCCUGUUCAGGAUUGCAGCCAAUCAGUGAAGCCAGGAUUGUGUUUCAGUUUCAUUGACCUGAGGCAGUGUCUAGAAAACAAAAUGGUGGUUUCCCCCCGUUUAUCUGAAAAUCUCAUAAAUUGGUAUAGAGCAAAUGCUGGCGUCCAACCCCGGCAAGACCCCUAUCAGCCUGCUGCAGGAGUAUGGGACACGCAUAGGCAAAACACCCGUAUACGAUCUACUGAAAGCCGAGGGACAAGCACAUCAGCCCAACUUCACCUUUCGCGUCUCUGUUGGCGACAUCAGCUGCACUGGACAAGGCCCUAGCAAAAAAGCAGCCAAACACAAAGCAGCAGAGGUGGCACUCCGGCUUCUGAAGGGAGGAAACAUGUUGGAGCCAGCAGCACUGGAAGAACCCAGCUCUCCUUUCUCUCUAGAGCCCUUGGCUCAGACCACCUCUCCAGUCGCCACGCCCGUACCCACCUUGCCGGUUGCGUCUCCCAGAAGUUCCCCACUGGAUAUGAAGUCCCCAGUACCAUCACAGCAGUCAGAGUGCAAUCCAGUUGGGGCCCUGCAGGAGCUGGUGGUACAGAAAGGUUGGCGGCUCCCUGAAUACACAGUGACUCGGGAGUCAGGACCAGCACACCGCAAGGAAUUUACUAUGACCUGCCGUGUUGAAAGGUUCAUUGAAAUAGGCAGUGGCACCUCCAAAAAAUUGGCCAAGCGCAAUGCUGCAGCAAAGAUGCUGGUACGGAUUCAUAAUGUGCCCCUGGACCCGCGAGAGGGCAGUGAGGCUGAAGUAGAGGAAGACCAGUUCUCUAUUAUUGCAGGAAACAAGGUGGACGGAGUGAAGGGUCGAGGGUCUGGCUGCACCUGGGACUCUUUGCGUAACUCAGUGGGAGAGAAGAUUCUGCACCUGAAAAGCCACCCGCUGGGGGUGCUGAAUGCUGGGUUCUGUAGCCUCUUGCAGGAGCUCUCUGAAGAGCAGAGCUUUGUUAUUAGCUAUCUCGAUAUUGAUGAGAUGAGUUUAAGUGGCCUGUACCAGUGCCUGGUGGAGCUCUCUACACAGCCAACCACAGUCUGCCAUGGGUCAGCCCCUUCCCGCCAUGCUGCCCGCGCAAUUGCUGCCCGCAAUGCCCUUCAGUACCUCAAGAUCAUGGCAGGGGGCAAGUGAGGCACCCUGAUACCACUGAAGACUCUGGGCAGCUGGGAAUUCCUAAACAGCUUGUCUCCAUCUUCCUGCCCGCUAAAGGAUGCACCCAUUUUUUCCCGAUCCAUGAAUUGGCAGGGGCACAGACUUGCAAGGGUGGCAGAAGAAAUCCCCCUGAUGUCCUGCGGGGUGGAGAUGGGUUAUAAUUUCAAACUGGAAUCUAGACUUAGAGAGGGUUUCCUGUCCCUGCAGCAGAGGACAAAGCUUGUGGAGACUUAUCGUUCUGAGCACUAGGUGCUAGGACUGCCCAGCUGGAGGUCAGGGUAGUCCCGCCUCUCUGUGGCUCACCUGAUGUCCGUCACUCUGUUUUUUCCUCGUUGUGGAGGGACAAACAUUGACCAAUUCUGCCAUAAUUGGGGGUUGCAAUAAACCAGAUUUUUAAUAAGAA
Messenger RNA from Rhineura floridana, 2476 nucleotides. RefSeq names its product TARBP2 subunit of RISC loading complex (gene TARBP2). Gene Ontology annotation, biological process: regulation of siRNA processing; regulation of viral transcription; regulation of miRNA processing. Gene Ontology annotation, cellular component: RISC-loading complex. Bases 1033 to 2052 code for a protein of 339 amino acids. Gene Ontology annotation, molecular function: pre-miRNA binding; double-stranded RNA binding; siRNA binding. Lineage: Eukaryota; Metazoa; Chordata; Lepidosauria; Squamata; Rhineuridae. The record is from RefSeq and is a predicted model, not a curated record. The transcript has 9 exons.